Molecule: messenger RNA, 2324 nt
Organism: Prunus persica (peach)
Lineage: Eukaryota; Viridiplantae; Streptophyta; Magnoliopsida; Rosales; Rosaceae
Product: gibberellin 20 oxidase 1
Exons: 3
Coding region: 867-2000 (377 amino acids)
Biological process (GO): gibberellin biosynthetic process; flower development; unidimensional cell growth
Molecular function (GO): gibberellin 20-oxidase activity
Source: RefSeq, a predicted model, not a curated record
CAAAGGAUAAUAUAUAAGAUGCUAAAUUGUGUGAAGAUGAAAUGAAACAACACAUCUAAUUAUGGAGAUCCAUAAAUCAUUCUGUGCCUAAAUAAAAAAACCCUUUUGCAGGUUCAGACCUCUAGAAUGAUAGAAUCUAUCCCAUCACAACUUGCCCAAAAUGGGGUUCGCAAAAGACCAGAGGGAGUUGUCCUGUCUCAUCUCCCUUCCACCUUUAAUUAGUGUAUCACACAUGUAAAAUCCUUGAGAAGCUCUAACAAAUGCUAGGUUUUUUGUUUUUUUGGUGGGUCAAAUAGGCAGGUAAAAGUUUCCAAGUUCAAACCCAAUUGCAAAGAAAGCUAACUACGGAAAAUAGCUAACAUAUCUUUCCAGAAUGUCUGGUUGGUGGCAUUAGCAUCGGGGGAGAACCUAUCUUAUAUUUCUGAUAGGCCUAGAAUUUUUUUUGGAAAGACUUGGGAUGAUCUAGACCUAGAACUCAUAGAUACAGUAUGUAUGUAUGUAUGUGUGUGGGUUGGGUUGGUUUUUGGGGGAUGGUAAAGUUAAAAUGAAAGUAUUAUAGCUAUGGGAUAAGAGACACAGAGUGAGAGAGGAAUGACGCAACAGUAAAAAUAAUAAGAUUCUAAUAUUUGUUUACCGACCUCCCCAAUGAACAGUCUUGGCUGUUUCUCUCCACUCCCUCUCACCUUCCUUUUAAACUCUGUCCUCCUUGCUAACUCUUCCUCAAUAACCAACUCUCUCUCUCUCUCUCUCUCUCUCUCUCUCUCUCUCUCUCUCUCUCUCUCUCUCUCUCUCUCUACUACAAGUACCAACCCAACAACCAACAAAUAGUGCGCUUCCCCGUUCCAAAACUAAGAAGGCUGCAUUAUAUGCUAAGCAUGCCAAUGCCGCCUCCUCAACAUCUCCCACCAACAAAUGAAGCAAAGAAUGAAAAUGAAGAAAACCCUUUGGUUUUUGAUGCUUCAGUUGCUCAGUACCAAUCCAGCAUACCCUCCAAAUUCAUAUGGCCCGACCACGAGAAGCCAUGCCCUGAGCCGCCAGAGCUUCCAGUUCCUCACAUUGACAUGAAAGGCUUUCUCACAGGGGACACUAGGGAGGUCUCAAACGCGACUUGUUUAGUCGAUGAGGCAUGCAGGAAGCAUGGAUUUUUCCUCGUUGUUAAUCAUGGAGUUGAUUCGCAGCUCAUAGCAAAAGCUCAUGAAUACAUGGACUUGUUCUUUGGCAUGCAACUCUCACAGAAGCAAAGGGCUCAGAGAAAGACUGGUGACCACUGCGGAUAUGCCAGUAGCUUCAUUGGCAGGUUCUCCUCCAAACUUCCAUGGAAAGAAACACUUUCUUUCAGAUAUAGUGCUGACAGCCACUGCUCAGUCAAUGACUAUUUUGUGAAUGUAAUGGGUGAAGAUUUCAAAGAAAUCGGGAAGGUGUACCAAGAAUACUGUGAAGCCGUGAGCAAUCUCUCCAGUGGGAUAAUGGAGCUGCUGGGAAUGAGCUUAGGAGUUGGCCAAGAGUAUUUCAGAGAAUUCUUCGAAGGAAACGAUUCAAUAAUGAGGUUGAACUACUAUCCCAGAUGCCAAAAACCAGAUUUAACACUAGGAACUGGGCCUCACUGUGAUCCCACUUCCUUAACAAUUCUUCAUCAAGAUCAAGUAGGCGGCCUUCAAGUGUUUGUAGAUGAAAAGUGGCGCUCUGUUACUCCUAAGCCUGAUGCUUUUGUUGUCAACAUUGGUGAUACAUUUAUGGCUCUAUCCAAUGGGAUUUACAAGAGCUGCUUGCAUAGAGCAGUGGUUAACAACAGAACUGUGAGGAAAUCUCUUACUUUCUUCCUUUGUCCCAAAAAGGACAGGGUGGUGACCCCACCAAGAGGUUUGGUUGAUUCCAAGAGCCCAAGGAUGUACCCGGACUUUACCUGGCCGACUUUGCUAGAGUUUACACAGAAACACUACCGGGCUGACAUGAAGACGCUGGAUGCCUUCUCAGACUGGAUUAUAAAUAAAAACAACUAACCAUGAAAGAAGCACCAGGAAAAGUAGGUGUACGUAAUGCUUUGGUGGGUGUUCAUGGGAAAAGAUGACAGAAACACCAAGAAGGGAGGAGAGGGAACUAGGCUGUUAACUAGUGUGUCAUCGUCGGAGAGAAUCAUGUCAGUUUGGAGGCAUAAAUAAGUUAAGGGGCUCCAUAUCUUCUUAAUUUUACUUUUCUGUCAAUUCAACAAUGAAUCAUUGUAAUUAUAAUAUAUACUUUGUUGACCACCAAGCUGUGUUGUUAUUGGACUUCCAUAAACUAUUCUAAUUAAUAUCUGCAUGUACAGCCGUCAACUUCCAAAGAAA